AUCAUAUUCAUAUGUUAUAUAAUAUUUGCCCUACUUUCCAAGAGUUUAUUUUUCUUAUAAUAUACUUCCUCCGUCCCAAUUUAUAAAAUAUGAAGAUUGCUUUCGCAAUUCUGUUGGUUGUGACCCUAGUUGUUUCCACCUUGGUAGAUUCUACAAAUGCUGGCUCAGACUUUUGUGACUCAAAAUGCAACGUGAGGUGCUCGAAGGCAGGAUACCAAGAUAGGUGCUUGAAAUAUUGUGGUAUAUGUUGUGAGGCAUGCCAAUGUGUUCCAUCUGGAACUUAUGGGAAUAAGGAUGAGUGCCCUUGCUACAGGGACAAGAAAAAUUCUAAGGGCAAGCCCAAGUGUCCUUGAAGACAUAAAUUCUCAUAAAUGCCUUUUAAUUUAGAUGUAUAUGCUCAACUUUGUUGGGCCUAUACUAAAUUUGUUUGGUAUAUUUCAUUUAAUUCUAAAUGAUUACAUAUAUGUUAAUGUGAUUGAUUUAUAAAUAAGGUUAGCCUUCAUGACUAGCUUCACUAUCAUAUAGAAAAGGGAUGUCUAGCAGGAGAAUAUUUGGAUUUGAUAUAAAAUAUACUCUAUUAUUGUUAAAUAUAUCAUAUAUUUAAGUUAUGCUAAAUAAUAAUUGUUGUUCCGGAUA
Messenger RNA from Beta vulgaris subsp. vulgaris (sugar beet), 636 nucleotides. Its product is annotated as peamaclein. The transcript has 2 exons. Lineage: Eukaryota; Viridiplantae; Streptophyta; Magnoliopsida; Caryophyllales; Amaranthaceae. The coding region runs from base 90 to 353 and encodes 87 amino acids. The record is from RefSeq and is a predicted model, not a curated record.